GCGUCCGUCAGCCGAGACAGACCGUCCAGGUGUGUGUUUGUGGACAUGGUGCAGAUUUCCAACGUCCUCUGCAGCCCUGGACCGUGCAUGAUGGGUAAUACACACCGCUCCCCAUCGGAUCAGAACCCGGUUGUAAAGGAACUGCUGUGUAGCAGUGUGGAGUCCGUGAUUCGGGACAAAGGGCGGAAUCUGAGGAAAGCUGGAACGCUGUGUGGAAACAAGGCAUCUUUAAUCCACAGCGGGAACAACGUGUGCUUCUGUCGUCUGAGAACUACACGGAACUCAGCGCGAGUGAAUAACGCUAUUGAGCCAAUGAGCUGCGUGCUUCAGCCCCCAGUCAGAAUGAAGAAUUCGACUCUGCUGAAUAUAAAUCAGGUGACUGUACAGACGAGGGUCUUCAGAAACACCACCGAACAACAGCUGCGUUUGUGUGUCGCCUUCAGCAAACGCCUCAGCGUCGUCUCAUUGUCGUCUCAGAGCUGCGGCGUUACAGUUCCCGGGAUUCUUCACUCUGGAAAUCUUCUGAUUUUUUGCCUCAAAUUUCUGUGGAUUUCUUCCCCAGAGCUCCAGAUGAAGACGUCAGAGUCCCUCCGGUUGUCGUGGACGUUUCACUGGACGCUGGGGAUCGUCAGCGUGCUCACUCUGCUGAACUCGGCAGGAUUUAUGUUGCUCCUUCUCCAGACCAGAGAGUUUGAAAAUCGGAUGGAUGCGGUGGAGUCUCGUCUGGAGGAAAUCUCUCAGAGCUCGGUGGUGGAGUUCAUGACAGAGAUGAGCAGAAAUCAGCAGGACAUCCAGGAAGAUCUGCAGCAAAACUCCAGGAAUAAAAGGAGCCAGGAGCUGAAGGAAGCUGAGGCUCUGCAGCAGAAACUUCAGCUGGAACUGGAGGAGAAACUGGCCGAGAUUUCAGGAGACGGAACCGGAGAAGAAGUGUCGAGUAACAAGGAGAGGAACGUUCAGGACCAUCCGGAUUUCUAUCACAGGACGGUGCAGCACGAUGGGAUGAUGAUGAUGAUGACGUACUCCAUGGUGCCGGUUAAAGUGUUACUGGACAUCUGUAACAGCACUAAAGGAGUUUGUCUCACUGGUCCUCCCGGACCCCCAGGUUUGCCAGGUGUGGAUGGAAUGCCAGGAUACAACGGGACAGAUGGAGUUCCCGGUUUGCCAGGAGAACCUGGAGCACCCGGUAAACGAGGAAAAAGAGGUCCUCCAGGUGAAAAAGGUGAUCCAGGUGAGCCGGGUGUGAAAGGUGACCCAGGACGACCUGGAGAAAAGGGAGAACCUUCUAAUGAUGUGAUUGUAGAAGGUCCUCCUGGCCCCAUGGGACCCCCUGGAGCUCCAGGUCCGAUUGGCCCACCCGGGCUUCCAGGACCACCUGGACCACCGAGACCAGCCAGAAACAGAACUCAGAGAGCGCACCUGCACAUGGGCCAUGCAUCUGAAGGUUUCAUUCACGCUGUUUCACAUGAUCAUAUGAUGAGUCAAGGACCAGGGAAGCGGGGAAAGACCUCAAAAAACGAGUGCAUCAUAAAGUCAGUAAAGGAUCCGAGGAACCUGGCGAAGAUGGAGAGUACGUUUGGAACCUGGAUGAAAGACACAGCAGUGGGAGAUGAUGAGAAGAUCUGGGUAGCAGAACAUUUCUCAGGUCGUAUCAUGAAGGAGUUCAGCAGCAUCGCCGCCUGGCAGAACAGCAGCAGCAAGUCCAUCGACGUGAAGAAGUUUUUCCAAGGAUGCGGACAUUUAGUUCACAACAACUUCAUUUAUUACCACAUCGCCGGGACCUACAGCAUCGCCCGGUAUAAUCUUCACACUGAGACGUUACACACACUGGCCAUAGAGAACGCGUUCUACCACAACCUGUCCUACCUGCUGCGGAACUCGAAGACCUACUUUAAAAUGGCGGCGGAUGAAAGCGGCUUGUGGCUCGUCUUCGCCUCGAGCGUCGACGAGAACAUCGUGGUGGCGCAACUAGACGAGAAAACGUUCUCCAUAACGACGUACAUUAACACCAGCUACCCGAGAAGCAAAGCGGGAAACGCCUUCAUCGCGUGCGGCGUCCUCUACGUCACCGACGUCAAAGACACCAGAGUGACCUACGCCUUCGAUCUCCUCAAACAAAAACCUCUCAACGUUAGCUUCGACCUCUGGACUCCGGCUAGCGUGCUAUCCAUGAUGUCUUACAAUCCUCAAGACCGGCAUUUAUACGUUUGGGACAGCGGACACGUCAAAUCCUACAGAGUCCAUUUUCUUUCUGAUGACAGUUUUUAAUAUAUGAAGUCCUCUGGGUCCUAGAGGACUGGUUUCCUUCCUAAAUUACUCUUCACUAGUACAGCGUUCGUGUCCAUUCCUUUAUCCACACAAUUUAUUCCAAAAUGAUUUUUAUUGCAAAACACGACAGAGAAUAUAGUAAAUUUUAAACAAUAAACAUCGCAACCACUCUCUUUUUUUUUUUUUUUGCUAUCGGAAUAUUUUUAAAGAAAUGUGCAACUAUUUAUGCAAAUGAGGCUUUGUCUAAUUAAAUAUGCAUGAUUUCGCAUACAACCAAAAGUCUAAAUCUAGGACGACGUCAGAAUUAAAAUGUUGAUUUCACUGCUCAGACUUUUACAGACGUUUGUUGGAAUGCGAUUUUCAGUAUAAAAUCAAACAUAAAUCCAACAAUACUCGAGUUCCUCUGUUAUAAGCUUCUAGUUUGGGCUAGGAACGUUCUAAUAUAAUGUGGUUUUCAUAAUGUAUUUACACACUAGUUUAGUGUCAUUCAUAAAGUUUUUUUUUUUUUUUAAUUGACCUGAUUAAUCAUCAUAACCUAAAAACAAGCUUCUCAGAGAUAGGACGUGAUUUUGAAGUGGGCGGAGCUUAAAGCCUUCUUGAAGUUGCAGAUCAAGUUUAAGAUAAAAUGGCGGACGAACACGGUGAAAAGCAUUUUUCUGUUGGGUUUGGAUAUUUUUAUUGCUACACAUCAAGAGUCCACGUGAAAUAGAUGGAAUUUAUCCAAAAAACAUCAUUUCUGCCUGCAGCGGAGUUUAAACCUUAAACUCCACAGACUUCUGUUCAGUUCUGACUCAUUUAACGCUCCUUAACUCUACUACUAAAACACAGUGAAAUGUGAUGUGCAGGAAGGAGGCGCGGUUACCGGAAGUCUAACACUAGAACCUCAGUGUGUUGAGUCUGCAUCACUGUGACAUCGUCGUAUCCGUAAUGUUUCUAUUACGCUUUCUAAAUUCACAGAUUUAUUUUAAUUUUUUUCUUCCAGAUGUUGUUUCAAUGAAAGUGCGAGACAAAACGAAACGAAACAUGAACAAGAUCUAGAAAGAUUUCAUCCUCAACGUUCUGACGAGAUAAAAACGCAGAUUCUUUCUAAUACUACAUUCUGUAAGUUUUCCUGAAAUAAAAACAGAUUUUGAACUUGACUGUAUUUAUGAACUCCAGUCAGACAGGAAGGAAAUUUUAACCUAAAAAAAAGUUGUAAAUGAUUUAAUGUUGAGUUUUGCUCAGCGUUCCAGUAUGAAGUUCUGCACCUCAGUGAACGCUCAGGACCGGAAACAAACGCUCGCUUCUCUCCACCUAAAUUAAAUGAUGACGAUGAACAGUUGGAUGAUUUGUUCUUGUGACGUGUACGGAAUUCGAGGUUGUUUAUAUGUUACACGUUGUACUGCACUGUUUUUGGCUUAUAGAUGUUGUUACAGAAUAUGCUGAAUAUUAAUCUCUUUAUUCCAUUAUAAACUUCACACGCAGUUUUCUAACAAUUAUCAGUAACGAAGCGUCUCUAACACAAAUCUUUUGUAUUGUUAUUCCUACAAACGUGUAUAUUUAAAUAAAUAAAGUCUUGAAUGCG
Messenger RNA from Ictalurus punctatus (channel catfish), 3829 nucleotides. RefSeq names its product gliomedin (gene gldn). Gene Ontology annotation, biological process: signal transduction. The transcript is spliced from 13 exons. Gene Ontology annotation, cellular component: cell surface. The record is from RefSeq and is a predicted model, not a curated record. NCBI's taxonomy places the organism in Eukaryota, Metazoa, Chordata, Actinopteri, Siluriformes, Ictaluridae. The coding region runs from base 46 to 2265 and encodes 739 amino acids.